AUCAACACAUGGUGAUCCACACUGGAGAGAAACCAUACACAUGCACUCAGUGUGGGAAGAGUUUUACCUGCUCAUCAUACCUUAAUCAACACAUGAGGAUCCACAAUGAACAGAAAACCUCUCUGGACAGUUAGUAAAAUAUAGACCAAUCGCUCGCUUUUUAAAUGUCUGAUCAUCUUGUUUAAUCCGGCUCCUUUUCACAGCGCUGUACAACAGAAUUUUGCAUGCUCAAAUUCUAGUGUGACCGCAGCUUCGAUGUGGGAUGAGUUUUCGCAGCUCCCCAGACCUUUAUUAAACACACGAAGACCCACACUGGAGGGAAACCAUUCACAUCUACUCAGUGUGGGAAGAAUUUCAACCAAUCACCAAACCUCAAUGAACAUGAAGAUCCACACUGGUGUGAAAGAGUAUAUGUGCCCAGAAUGUGAGAAAACUUUUAUUACAGCUACAAAACUGCACCAGACAAUUCACACUGGAGAGACCGUACAAGUUUUUAAACUGUGACGAGGUUUAAUCAGUUAAUCUCAAAACACAAAAGAGGAUUCACACUGGAGAAAAACCGUACAGAUCUGAACAGUGUCUACAGAGUUUCACUCAUUCGGCUCAGCUUAAGAAACACAUGGACAAAACGUUGCACACAUGACAUGAAUGUAGCAAAAUAUGUUCUCAUGUGCACAGGAUGUUUCAUGUCUGAAUAAUGUUUGCUCAUAAUAUAAUUCUUAUAAUGAUAAUAAUUCCUCAUGGCAAAAAAAUGCAGAUACUUAAACUCCAUUUGAGGUAAGGACUUUCUGCCAAACUGGAGGUGGCCACUGUUUUCCAGUCAAGCAUUAUGGUUUUUGACUUAGAGGUGCUGUUUCUUUCCCUGCCAUGUCACACUCAGCAGCAAACCGUCCCACUGCAUGCUGAAGAUCCAUGUCCAGAGUACCCCCGGGGUCUUAAAAUCAUUGAAAAACCCUUAAAUUUCAUAAUCUUAAAUUAAGGCCUUAAAGAGCAUAUUGUAGGUUAAUUUUUUUAUAUAUAUAUAUAUGGAAAAGUGUGUUAAAAUAUCAUGUUAUACCAUAACAUAACAUAUUGAAAUGUUUUUGAAAGCGCAAGGGUACAAAAUGUAAGGAAAAGUGUCUGUUUCUGACCCUCUUCUUGGAAAACUACAAUCACGUACAUGACGUCAGAACAGGGACUUAUAAGCUGCGCUCUGCCUGAGAACUGUGCAGAGUAGGUUGGUAGUUAGCAGGAUCGGUUUUACGUAAGUGUGUUUUUGGUAGCGAGUAGUGUAAGUGAUCAUCAUCAUGGUAAAUUAUUGUGUUUGUGGAGGCUGCACAAACUCUGGCACGUCAGGACAUCGAAUCCACAAGUUUCCUGACAGGAAAAAGGAUGGAGCCCUCUUUUGCGCUUGGUUGCACUUUGUGCAGGUAAAGAGGCGCGAUUUCACUUCAGCAUCUGUUUCGAAAAACUCGGUGGUGUGUGGUGCUCAUUUUCGAAAGGAAGAUUAUUGUCCUGGCGAUCUGAUGCAGUUUGAAAAGGGAUGCCGAAACAAGAAUCGCGUCAGACUCCAAGCUGGCGCGGUUCCUUCGGUGCACACUGCGCCUUCGUCAGGCCCGCCUUCCACCUGUCGUUCUCCCACUGGUGGGAAACAUGCUCUUCACGGAUCAGUCAGAGAUGGAGCUCGACGAAAACGUGAAUUGUGCACGGUAAGACUUGUUUAUAUAUUUAUAUGUAAGCAUAUUUGAAGACUUACAAAUCAGUAAUCAUAACUAUUUCAGUAAUUCGAGGCAAUGUGAUCUGUUUACAUUAUACUACAGCAUCGUAACGAGCAUUAAUCCAUGUAAUACAGACUUUUUCAAAGCCGAUUAAUAAUUUAUUGUCAUGUGUUGCGUUUAUAAGAUUUUGGAGGAUGCUCAUGCUGCAAGAAAUGAAGGGAUAGAUGCAUCUGCAGCCAGUUAUGCUGUGCUAGCUGACGUGGAGCACGAGGUUUUCUCUCCACUGUCUACUCGUUCCUCUGUGCUUCACUUUGGCUCACAGUGUAACCUUAGACCUUCACUUCAUUCAUCAGGUAUAUUACCAUUGUUCCCUUGUCUAAGUAAUUAUGCAUGGCACUUACCUAUUUGUUUACAUAAAAUACAAGGAAAAAAUAAGUGACAAAUUAUUACUCAAAUAUUUGUGUGUGAUGCUGAAAUGUUUAACCUCCAUUUAAAAAUUUUUUUUGAAUUUGUUUAUUUAGACCUUGUCACAGUUGUUUAAUUAUGCAGUAAUUUUACAGUAAUCAGUACUUCAGACAGUUGUUUGAUUUUGCACUUGGCAGUGAAUAUGCUGUUUCACAACUAUGUAAAGCUGGACAUUGUGUUUGUUCUAGCUGUUGUGAUGUUUGAUGGGUCAGAUGACAUUAAUCAUGUGAGACACAAAAGAUCACUGAUGUAUUCUGAUAUUCCUAUGCGUAAAAGCACAACUCUUAGUGAUGAAGUGAAACGUAAGAGACCGAACAGGCGGCUGGCAGAGGGCCCGCCGAAUCAACAAACCAGCUGGACGAACUCUCUGUGAACCCUUAGGUACUUCAAGUUACCCCCUCCCUUGUACUUUAGAUGAACCCCCUCCUCGUACUUCUACCGAGCUCUCUACCCAGCUCUUUGCCGAGCUCGAACACCUAAAUCUGGGGCAUAACUGAGGGAAGUGAGGCUGAUAUUAAAAAGGCCCAUGUAUUGAUUUCUAUGUACUCAUAUAUCUGUCUUCAUAUUGUUCAAGUGAUUUAGCAUGCUCCUUGAAUGUAUGAGUUAAGUAGUUUUUGCAUGAUUUAUGAACACUAUUAUAUGAGACACUGAGUAUAAAAGCUAACUUGUACUCUUCAGCUUUGCGCUUCCCGACUUCUGUUCAUUGAGGUUGGUUGCCCUUUGUCUCUAACGGGAGGCAAAGUAAGGAUUUCUUGUUUUCUGUUUGUCUUUUGUUUGUUCUACUUUUUCACUGGAUUUUAUUUUAUUAAUAAAAGUGUAUUUUAUUAAUUUUCUUCACUGGAGUGGACUUUGACUUCAUUUUCCAGAACCCAUCUAAGUUACCCUGUGUGGGUGAUUAAAUAAAGGGAAAUCAGCACACUGUCCAAGCAAAGCCUAAAAUGUUCAGUGUGGGGACUCAGACAGAAAUGUGUACGCAACAAACAUCAACCCCACUGGCCAGCCCUGUACAGAGCGAUGAGGAAUCUGUUGUGAUGGAAGAACCUUAUGAUGUUUCAUGGAUGCCAGAGGAGGAAAUGACAAUUGACACAUCUACUGAGGAACCAGUGCCAGAAUCUCAUCCUGACUCAAAUGCUCCUGACAAGUUUAUUGUGUGCCUGAGCCAGCUGAUGUCUUUAUUUGCAAUAUGUCCAACAUGUUGUGAGGACACACAAGGAAAGAUUGUGAAGCAGGAGGGAACUUUUGUAAAAAUUCAGCAGGUCUGUGCAGCAUGUGGCUUUCAGCGUUUUUGGCAGAACCAGACAAUGCUGCAUCGAAACAUGCCAGUCUGUAACCUUUUACUGAGUGGGGCCAUCCACUUUACAGGUUGCAUGGCUACCCAGACCUUCAGGAUACUAAAACUCUUUGGCCUUCAGAGCAUAAGCGUAGACACCUUUUUCCGCCACCAGCGGUUGUACACAAUACCUACCAUUGUGCAUGCGUGGCAGAAUGAACAGGAAGGGGUCAUUCGAGACCUGAAUGAGAUGAGUGGUGGCCUGAUCCUGUAUGGUGACUGCAGAUCAGAUUCUCCUGGCCGUUGUGCUAAAUAUGGCACAUACUCUUUGAUUGAGGACAGAAUUAACAAGGUUUUAGACAUUCAACUUGUCCAGAGCUCUGAGGUUCCAAGUAGCUCUUGGUGUGAGCUGGAAGGUCUAAAGCGCAGCAUAAGGUUUUUGAAUGAGAAACGCAUGCAUGUGUCAGCCCUCAUCACAGACAGAAAUCGCCAGGUCGCUAAGUGGGUGCGGGAGGAGCUUUGUCCAAAUGGAACGAGCCAUUUCUUUGACAUCUGGCAUAUUGGCAAAAGUCUAGGGAAGGCUUUGGAUGCUGCUGCAAAGGAUAGAGAGUGUGAAGAUUUAAAGCUGUGGAGGCCAGCUGUAAUUAAUCACCUCUACUGGACAGCAGCCUCCACUCCUAAUGGAGAUGCAGAUGUGAUGGAGGCCAAGUGGAAAAGUAUAGUCAACCAUAUUCAGGACAUCCACCAACACGACAGUCCUGUGUUCCCCUGCUGUGCACAUCCACCUCUGGAAGAGGAAGCAAGGAACAAGGAGUGGCUGGAACCAGGAUCAACAGUAGCAGUUAAACUGGAGGGUGUGGCCAUGAGACAAGCACUGGUUAAGGAUAUUCGGCAGCUGUCACCACAGCAUCAAACAUUUUCACUGGAGGCAUUUCACUCCCUUAUCCUGCACUUUGCACCUAAGCACACUGGAUUCUCCUUCCUUGGGAUGUACAGCAGACUUCUCCUGGCAGCCAUGCACUUUAACCACAAUGGUAGCAGAGAAGUUGCUCGAACCAGUGAUGGUGAGCUGUGUUACGGGGUUUGAUACCCAAGGUUCCGCAAAGGUGGCUGGGUAGUCCGUCCUGUUAAGGAAAAACCAUCAUACGCAUAUGCAUCAGCCCUCAUAAAGUCUCUGACAGUGGAAUACUCGAGGUCACCACAGACUUUACGUGAGCGAAGCAGUUCUUUGUUAUCAAGUUGUCCUGCGCCCCUUUCCAGAUCCCUCCAGAGGAUUAACAAAAAAGAGGCUGUUGGAGUGUAUCUGGCACAGCAUUCACGUUUUAGCAAACAUUAAAUAUUUUAAUGUAGACAUUAGCAUGUCUUUAAAGUAUUUAUUAAAAACAUUUAAGUGCUGUUUAACAGUUAAACAUUUUUAAUUAAGAUAAUGCUGUUUUGAUAACUAACAAGAUUUUACAAAAUAAUUAAUAGUAGAAUAAAAACAAAAUUCAAACAA
Messenger RNA from Danio rerio (zebrafish), 4927 nucleotides. The record is from RefSeq and is a predicted model, not a curated record. NCBI's taxonomy places the organism in Eukaryota, Metazoa, Chordata, Actinopteri, Cypriniformes, Danionidae.